Molecule: messenger RNA, 2145 nt
Organism: Penicillium nucicola
Lineage: Eukaryota; Fungi; Ascomycota; Eurotiomycetes; Eurotiales; Aspergillaceae
Exons: 4
Coding region: 1-2145 (714 amino acids)
Biological process (GO): calcium ion transmembrane transport; intracellular calcium ion homeostasis
Cellular component (GO): fungal-type vacuole membrane
Molecular function (GO): calcium:proton antiporter activity
Source: RefSeq, a predicted model, not a curated record
AUGCACCGGAUUCACUCGUGGGCGAAAGCUCACGCAUCUUCUCGCGGCCUGACAGAUCAGUCCUCCUCCCAACAGGCCGCCGAACCUACCGAAAAACCUCCUCCUGAAAAUGGACAAGUGAAUGUCCCCGUGGAGGACCCUACUCCAGGGUCCGACACUGAACCGAACUCAAAGCCGGGUCUUCUGAUUCGCAUGCGAAAUGGAUCCGGCCGGUUUUACAACCACACCAAGGAUGCCCUGUGCCACAGCUGGGUGAAUGUCCUGCUGGUCUUCGUGCCAGUCGGCAUCGUCGUUGAGGCCAUCGGCCUCGACCCAGCCAUCGUCUUCGCGAUGAACGCAGUGGCCAUCAUCCCUCUGGCAGGACUGCUCAGUCAUGCCACUGAGAGUGUCGCCAGCCGUCUAGGUGAUACAAUCGGAGCUCUGAUCAACGUGACCUUCGGAAACGCAGUAGAGUUGAUCAUCUUCAUCAUUGCCCUGGUCAAGAAUGAGAUUCGUAUCGUCCAAGCUUCACUGCUUGGCUCCAUCCUGGCGAACUUGUUAUUGAUCAUGGGUAUGGCGUUUCUGUCUGGUGGUCUUCGCUUCCAAGAACAGAUUUACAACAGCACUGUGACCCAAAUGAGUGCUUGUCUUCUCAGUUUGAGUGUGAUGAGUCUUCUCUUGCCCACUGCUUUCCACGCAUCGUGGUCCGAUAGUGGCGACGCCGAUCGUGAGACCCUCAAGGUCAGCCGAGGCACAAGUGUUGUUUUGCUACUGGUGUACAUUCUGUACAUCGUCUUCCAGCUCAAGUCACAUUCAUAUCUCUACGCCAGCAUUCCCCAGGCUAUCAUUGACGAGGAAUCCCACCCCGGUGUUCUUGCAGAGUUCAUGAACAGCUCUUCGGAAUCCUCGUCCAGUUCCAGUGAUGAAUCAGACGACACUACGACAUCAUGGACCACGGCCAAGCGCAUCAAGAGAGCUAUGAAGUAUCGCAGACAUCGGAAGUCGAGCACCAGCUCCAAGGGCACGACCUCUCGCGAGUCCUUCAAGAAGAAGGCUAUGGCAUCCACGUCUGCCGAAAACCAAAGCUCUAUCGGCAAUUCGAUCGCUAGCAACGAGCAUGCCAUUGAACUUGGUGACGAAGUUAACUAUGAUGCCGACCAAGAUGUGCAGGAGUCUGCCAUUCGCUCCCGGGAUUUCGGUAUCGCUCUUGACCGUAUGGAUAGUGCUGGAAGCCACAAGUCGAAGAGUGACCGCAAGAAGCGCAGGGCACUCAAGGAACAGCGCAAGGCAGAGAGGAAGGCCGAGCGGAGGGCACAGAAAGAGGCAGUCCAAGGUGCUCCUUCCAAGGCACCUCAGCAGAACAUGAAGGGCUUCUCGUCCGCCCCUACAUUCGCUGGUGCUGACGGUGCUGGAGAGGAUCCUCAGAAGCGUCGUUCUCCCUUCGGACCGAUUCCUUCCCUGCUUUCCAAUACUGUCUUUAGCUCUCAGUCGCCAGCCAUGUCUCCUCGUGUCGGAGCUAGUCGCCCUGGUCUGUCUAGAAGUAACUCGCUACCUGCUCAUAUCAGUCGUCCUCCUCCAGCCGGAAAUGCGGUUCAAUUCGCUCGUGGUGCCUCUCGCCUCACCGACCCUGUUGAAACCCCUCCACAGGACGCAGCAGUCCAGCCCCAGGAGCCUGCAAUGUCCAGAACUGCGGCUGUUGUUAUGCUUUUGUUGUCCACCGGCUUGGUCGCUGUUUGUGCCGAGUUCUUGGUCGAUGCUAUUCCCGACAUGAUUGCCAGCUCCAACGUCAGCGAGGCUUUCAUCGGUCUCAUUAUUUUGCCGAUCGUAGGCAAUGCAGCGGAGCACGUUACCGCUGUCAGUGUCGCAACAAAGAACAAGAUGGACCUGUCAAUCGGUGUUUCGGUUGGUAGCAGUAUUCAAAUCGCUAUCUUUGUGACUCCCCUGGUUGUUAUUAUCGGAUGGUGCAUGGACAAGGACAUGUCUCUCUACUUCACUCUGUUUGAGACCAUCUGUCUGUUUGUCACUACCUUUGUGGUCAACUUCCUAGUUUUGGACGGCCGAAGCAACUAUCUUGAAGGUGUGCUGCUGGUGGCCGCCUACAUCAUUAUCGCCCUGGCUGCUUUCUUUUAUCCAGACAGUGAUGCCGCCAGCACCAUCGCCGGCUAG